Molecule: messenger RNA, 777 nt
Organism: Saccharomyces paradoxus
Lineage: Eukaryota; Fungi; Ascomycota; Saccharomycetes; Saccharomycetales; Saccharomycetaceae
Gene: YIH1
Product: Yih1p
Exons: 1
Coding region: 1-777 (258 amino acids)
Biological process (GO): regulation of translational initiation
Cellular component (GO): cytoplasm
Molecular function (GO): protein binding
Source: RefSeq, a predicted model, not a curated record
AUGGAUGACGAUCACGAACAGUUGGUCGAAGAACUGGAGGCCGUCGAGGCCAUCUACCCGGACCUUCUCUCCAAGAAGCAGGAAGACGGAAGUAUCAUCGUUGUUAAAGUCCCGCAGCACGAGUAUAUGACACUGCAGAUCUCCUUUCCGGCGCACUACCCGUCUAAAGAGCCUCCUAACGUUAUCGACGUUAGUGUCUGCACUUCGUUGGCUAAGCGCGACCUCUACGACACCAAGUACCUGCAGCAUCUGUUCCAGGAAGUGAUGGAUUCUGUUUUCCACCGCGGGUCUGUUUGUCUAUUCGACUUCCUCACAGAACUCGACGGUGUCCUGUAUGUCGAGCCAGAGGAGGAGACGGAACCCGUCCAGCAAAGUGACAUCCCCACAGAUCCCUUCGAGGGCUGGACUGCGUCGGACCCCAUUACUGAUAGAGGUUCGACUUUCAUGGCCUUUGCAGCACACGUUACUUCCGAGGAACAAGCGUUUGCCAUGCUAGACUUGCUAAAGACUGACUCCAAGAUGCGCAAGGCAAAUCACGUCAUGAGCGCGUGGCGAAUCAAGCAGGAUGGCUCUGCAGCAACAUAUCAAGAUUCUGAUGACGACGGUGAAACCGCCGCCGGUUCCAGAAUGCUCCACCUCAUCACCAUCAUGGAUGUGUGGAACGUCAUCGUUGUGGUGGCACGUUGGUUCGGUGGCGCCCACAUAGGACCUGACCGGUUUAAACACAUCAAUUCCACUGCAAGAGAAGCAGUCGUCAGGGCCGGCUUCGGUAAGUAA